CAGGGAGGACAGGCGGCUGUUGCGAGCUGUAGUUUUCUGGCGCCGUGUGAUCUCCAGAAGUAAGCAGAGAGAGGGAGAGAGGAACUACAAUACCCAGGGAGGCACUGCAGCACCCGCAGUUCCGGGUACCUGAUGUCAUUUUUGCCCAGUUGGAAUUUGCGGUCGGAGAGAAACAUCAACAGCCGGAGAGCAGAACAGAGCGGAUCGGACAGCAAGGACCCAGGAUGUCUCUUAGUGAUGAGCUUGAUAAUGAGCUGCUACAGUUGCUGUUUCAGCAGCAGUCUGGAUCACUUCCAGAUGAGGAGUUUGGUGAAGGCACCAAUUUCAUGAAGGAGUGGGGACUGUGUGAACAUGAUAUGUUGAAUGAACACGACACUGAGGAUUUCAUCAACUCCAUCAUUGGUUCUUUUGAAGAUGAGGCCCCUAACGCAAUGUCCUGGUCUCCAUUGGGUAGUGACAGUGGAAUAUCAGAAGACAACAACAACUGCAACCACGAAGAUGGUCCAUCAGGCAGCGAUGUUGCAUUGUCUGAUAGCCCAUCAUUUUUUGAAGUCAUACAUUCCGAUCAUAACUAUUCACUUCAUCAGGACUCACAGAAUGAAGCCAAUUGUUUGUACAGUGUAAGAACUGAGAACCCUUCAACAGAAGCAGACAUCUCGAUUGAUUUAGAAGACUGGGAACCUGAUUUUUUGACUGAAAACCCACAAGUUAUUCCUGCGGAAGAAAGCACUGGCCUUGUGACCCUCACCAUUGAAGAUCUGCAGCAAAAGCGUAAAGCAAAUCAACUUUGCUUUGAUGAACUGGUCUUGACUGAUGAAGAAAGAAGACUUUUAGCCAAAGAUGGUGUGGAGUUACCUACAAACCUACCCCUCACAAAGUCAGAGGAACGAGCUUUGAAAAGAAUCAGAAGAAAGAUUAGAAACAAACAGUCAGCUCAGGAGAGUCGCAAAAAGAAGAAGAAUUACAUUGAUGGGCUGGAGAGUAGAGUUGUAGCAUGCACCGUCCAAAACCAGGAACUGCAGAGGAAGGUGCAGCGCCUUGAAAACCAAAACAUGUCUCUAAUUGAACAGUUGAGGAAGCUGCAAGCGUUGGUCAAGCAAACCACCACCAAAAAUGCUAACAUCAGUACUUGCAUAAUGGUCUUCCUGUUGUCUUUUACACUUAUCAUUUUCCCAAGUAUCAACCCUUUUGGUGCAAAGCUGGGGGCCCAGGAUGAGUCAUAUAGUGUACUUUCCCGGACUUUACUUGACAGCGAUUCAUCCCAUGUACGCGUUGUGCCAAACGCCCAGAAUCUGGAUGCUGAUCCAGAGGUAGUGGAAAAGGAUCAUGGAUUGGAUGGAGAAACUCCUCGAGAAUUACUGUCAGUAAGCCUGAAUAGCACACCUGAAGCUUCAGACUUGGGAAAGGCAGAAUCUGGGUCAACACUAAAUACCAAUUCCUCUUCAGACAUGGAUCGAAUAGUAAAAUCUACUGUCCAAGAUGAUACAAGUGUGGGAAGAACAGCUUCAGGAAGUGAAAAGGUGGGCUAUGGGAUCUCGGCUUCACCAGUGAACAAGCCAAACUGGACAGAGCACACAGCAACAGUAAUAAUAAAAGCACAUCCACGGUCGGACGAAAUGUAACUGGUGUGUGGGGCGUUUCCUGACAGUGAAUGAUGAAUUGUACGUCAUUUGUUUUUUGAAAUUGAGCAGAAAAGUGAGCAUAUGUUUUUCAUAUACACAGAUACAGUAUAGGGUUGUUUUUUUUGAAUUAUCUAGUCAGUGAAAUGAACUCUGCAUCAUUUGUGGCAGUGGGCUGGCAUAAAGAAUCUUAUUUUUUAAAUUGUUACAAAUUGUAUAGCCUCAUUUUUGUGAACAAGUGACAGUUACCAAAAUCAAGUAUUUUAAGCCAAUGCAAAUAAUUCAACCCUGCAAUCAGUUUAUAAGUUUGGCCAAUCUGUUUAGAAACAUUACUCCAUAUUUUGCACAUACUGCUCCCUUUAACUUCCCCCCUCAAGUUCCUCUUAAAAGUAACCUCCCCAGCCCUGGUGGUGUUGAUUCAUCUUGUUGCACUACUCUAUUUGAAGUGUAGCAUGUGUUAAGGAGUUUCUUCAGCAUUAGAUUGUGCAGCUGGAACUGCAUUUGGUUGAAAGGAUCAAAUGUCUUUUCUGUGCAUCUCUCAACCAACCCUCUUUGCCUUUGUUACUUAUCUCUUUGCUUAUUUGUGAUGUUUGCUACAGUUAUAAACACAGGGCUUUGUGAAGCACGUCCCUAUAACACAUUUUUCUUCUCCUUUUAUCUUACAUGAUUUUCCUUCUGCCAUGUUUUCAUUUCCUGUUCUUCAUCUGGCUAGUGUGAUGGCUGGAGCUGGAGAAGGCAAGCCUGCUGUCUGCUCCUGAUUUUAUUUUUAUCUAAGCCUCUUCGAAUUAGGAAUACAGAGUGCCAGAGAUUACCAAGGCAUAACUCCUCUCUGUUUUUCUCUUUUGCCUGCUGGGACGAUCAACAGUCUCAUCUUAUGUUUGAGGUGGCUCAAAUUGAUCACUGAGCUAGGCAGAACUCAGACGUAAUUUCCUACCUCUCCGUGGCACUAUUUGCUUACCAGUGCCACCUUUUUCUUGUUAAACUGGUUGUCUUGUAAAACAGUUCAACAUGUAACUUGAUAGCUGCUCACCAGGUUAGUUAACAAUUGGGAAAUGUGACAGUUGGGCAGCUGUCUACAAGAAAGAAGAGCGGACCAUUCAGCCCCUCAAGCCUGUUGUGACAUUCAGUUACAUCUUGGUUGGCCCGUGUUUUAAAUGCAUUUACCCACCUUGGUUUCAUAUUCCUUAGCACCUUGGCUUAACAAAAAUCUAUCAAUUUCAAUUUUGAAAUUCCUAAUUCAUCUGCCCUCAACAGCUUUUUGGGUGUAAGUGUUCCAGAUUUCUGCUACCCAUUGUAUGAAGGAUGUUCCAAACCUGAUGACUCAUGGCUCAACUGUUGAGUUAGAGGAUUGAUGGGUCACUAGUAAUUUUAAAACAUUUUGAAGUAGACUUUAUUAGACAACAAUCCAUGCUGGCCUUCAAAUCACAAUUUCUUAGUUUGGUUGCCCUUCAGCUUUUUAGUUGCAGACUACUGAAGACUAUUUGAUAUUCUCAGUGACUGCUGGUAUCAUUGUAACUGUCAAAUAGAUCAGACUACAGCAAGUAAUGUUACCAUUUGGCAAUUAAUGAUGAAUGAAGAAAGACUGUUCCCUCUUGGUUUCACUGAUUUUGCUAUUGCGCCAGUGGUAAAUAUGCAGUACAAUACUUCUGGUUUUGUAGAAAUAUGAAGUUUGGCUCUGGUAGUAAAACUGCCUUCAGAGGUGGUUUUGGAUCACUUGAAAUUCAAGGCAUCUGCAAUGUUAUUGCAGAUAAUUCGCAACAUACUACCAACUUUAUUCUUUUUAGGUUAAGCUACCUACUGUAGCUCAAUAGAUUUCUGAGAUUUCCCAGGCUAAAUCAGUUUCUCUCUGAGGUGCACCACCUUGUGUUGCAACUCCCAUCCCUCUUCCCCCUUUUUCUCCCUCAUGCCCCGCAAAACACGCUGUUCACCAUCAAACUACAGUCCCACAUAGGCCUCACAGCCCCUUAACAAGCCCAACUUCAACCUCUUCUUGAAUUACUGUCCCAUCUCCCUGCUUGGUUUCCAUUAUGAAGUAUACCGGGGGUUGUUUUAUUUUGUUAAAAGCACUAUAUAAAUGUUAGUUGCUGUAGUAGUGUAUGUAGAAGCAUUAUCAGGUGGAUGGUUCUGAAUCGCACUGGACAAACUUUCAAUGGGGGUGCAUUCAGAAUUAGUAGGUAUCAGGGCUUGAUGACUGGUGAUGCCCAUGAUUGUGUCCUGAUCAACCUGUGCCCCUAAAUGAAAAGACAGAAAAGACUUAGUUUGGGAUUUAUCUCAAUUGUAGAAGGGUUAGUAGGUGUAAGCAAAGGGGAAAUAUCUCAAAAUUUGACUCCUUGCUUGCUGGCAGCUAUUUAGCAUGUAAAUAUAUUGUGUAUCUGUAAAUAACAAUUAAACUUUGUGAAAAGUACUGUAUAGAAGUGCAGCGUACAGUUAGUUAAAGGCAUACAAUGAUUUGCGUAAGUUGAAAAUCUAAAUAAAUAAACUGUUACAUUUCAUUGUAUUUACUUACGAUCUGUUGCAGCUGUCUCAGUUGGAAUAUUUGAACGUUUUUUUUUUAGAAACUGUUUAAUGUUUUACACACACAACUGUUCAGUUCAGCUUUUUAUUAAAUAUAGCCAUGUUAUACCACUGUUUCCCAUUCCAUCAUAUUGGAUAGUGUGGAACAUUAAAAUGCUUUAAAAACUGCAUAACAGUAGUUACUAAUUACUUCAAAAUCAUGAAUAAAAAGCAGCACAUACAAAAAUGUUAUUCUCAACUUUUAAACCUAGUUUAUUUGUUCAAAGCUGUACCAUGACCGCAGGGAUUAUUUCUAAAAUGCUGUAAUCAUACUGCACUGAUGUCUUUCCUCUGCAUUAAUUCCUGCCUGAAGCUUUUGCUCAGCCCACUGAAUAUGCUGAAGUUUUUGAUUAUACCUGCAUCUUUGCUCUCAGUUGGUGAGACCUCUGUAUAUAUUAGAAUAUAGUUUAGAAAAUUUACAUUUUAAGUAAAUCUUUUGUGAUAUUGCAUAUUUGCAUUGCUCUAUAAUUUGUACUGUUCACAUACAAUGAACUCUUUCC
Messenger RNA from Carcharodon carcharias (great white shark), 4672 nucleotides. It is a transcript of the gene creb3l3l, whose product is annotated as cAMP responsive element binding protein 3-like 3 like. NCBI's taxonomy places the organism in Eukaryota, Metazoa, Chordata, Chondrichthyes, Lamniformes, Lamnidae. The coding region runs from base 225 to 1622 and encodes 465 amino acids. The record is from RefSeq and is a predicted model, not a curated record. Gene Ontology annotation, molecular function: RNA polymerase II cis-regulatory region sequence-specific DNA binding; DNA-binding transcription factor activity, RNA polymerase II-specific. Gene Ontology annotation, biological process: regulation of transcription by RNA polymerase II. The transcript has 10 exons. Gene Ontology annotation, cellular component: nucleus.